Molecule: messenger RNA, 3470 nt
Organism: Salvelinus sp. IW2-2015
Lineage: Eukaryota; Metazoa; Chordata; Actinopteri; Salmoniformes; Salmonidae
Source: RefSeq, a predicted model, not a curated record
GUCUCUUCUCACAAACAUACUCUGUUCUCACACACUGUCACACACUCUUUCUCACACACUGUCAGACACUCUUUCUCACACACUGUCAGACACUCUCUCACGGCUGAAAUCACUGCUGUCCGUUGCUCUAUCCAAACACAGGAACAGGGACAGGAGCAGAAUGACUGUGCUUUAGCCUGGCGGAGGGGAAAGUUUCCCUCACUGGGCAGUGAACAGACUGAGGACACACUGGGACUACUGUACUAGACUACUGUACCACUACCACCCUCAUGAGGAAUGAAGUGACAGGAGAAAACAGACAGCAGGACAGAGACAUCUCCCCUGCUGAGCUGGAUGCACUAUGGAGGGAACCACCGUACACGCUAGCGGGAACCAAUGAGCACUUCACAGGAAAUGAUGUUAUCAAUCGAGGGGAGGAGGAGGGUCCGGGGGUGGAGUCUGGGGAAGGGGAGGCGGAGCUGGACAGUUACUGGACGAGGAAGGAGGCGUUCACCAGAGGAAGCACCGUGUCACUGGCCGUGGGAGAGAGGUUCUCCUCAGACGUGGUUCUAGUGUUCAGCGGUCGGCGGUGCUCAGGUGUAACACCUGACUCUGAGCUACAAGAGGCGCUCCGUACCAGACUCAGGGUCGUCGAGAGCAACAGUCAGGACGUCAUCCAACUCUUCAAGGACCUGUCUGCCCGUCUGUUGUCUGUCCACGCUGAGAAGGACAGCUUUGUCAUCACCUUCAAGACUGUAGAGGAGGUCUGGAAGUUCUCUACCUACCUGGCUCUGGGUUAUGUGGCGCGGUGCCUGGAGAAUUUCCUGUGUGACCAGUCGUUCUGGCUGGACACUGAGCUGCUGAGGGACCUGGAGAUCACUGUGACUGUAGACGAGGAACACCUAGCCACACUCUACCUGGGACUGCUGCUGCAGGAGGGUGAACGAACACCUUAUGAACUCUUUAUAAACACCCUAUGUUCGUUCUUUCGCAAGGCGCUGGUGAGCAGUGGCGAGCAUAAGACACGGGAGACAGUCACUGGAGGGCACCCUUCUCUCCACCGGCAACACGGACUAGUGCCUGUCAACACCAUGCAGCCGCUGCCAUACCCCUUCUACCAGUGGUUCCUGAGGAAGUACUCUGACUGUGCCGGAUGCUCCCCUUCAGAGAGAGAACAGUUUGACCACCCUAUAGUAACCGGAUUCUGUGAGGCUGUAGUGGACCACAACCCAGUAGGUUCUGAUGAGCUCCAGCUGAGUCAAGGUGACCUGAUUGAGAUAGAGGGGAUGCUACUCCGAGGUCUGGACCUGUUCAUAGGAACACACUGCUCUACAGGAAACACUGGCUUCGUACACAAGGCUCACGUCAAGCCACUCAACGCCAAACCCCCGGAGGAGUUCCUGCCCCUGUAUGACCUCCACCACUCAUUCCUCUGGCUGACGUUCUCAGGGCAGAGUGAGGAGGAGUUACUGGGCCACCUGGAGAUUGUCAGGGAGGGGGCCAAGAGAACGUGCAUGGCCUGGGCACACCGACGGGCAUGCUUCCUACUGGGGAGGCUCUGCGCCAAGAAGCUCAAGUACUCCCAGGCCCGCGUGUAUUACGAGGAAGCCCUUGGCGUCUCUGUUGACGGUUUCUCUGACCUCCCUCUCCUCAUCGCCCUGUACACCAACCUCACAGCCAUCUACCUCAAACAGAAGAUGGCCGACAAGCUGCCCCCGACCCUGGAGAAGGCCAGUGCUCUGCUCCUCUGCCUCCCCAGCCACACCUUCACCUCCCUGGAUGAGUUUGAGCUGCUGAAGCUGGUGCUGCGGAGGUCUGUGGUGGAAGGGGACAAACACCUGGAGGCACGGGCCUGCUACCUCACUGCCAGCCUCUUCCUCCUCCUUAGAAAGAUAGAUGACGCCCUGCCCUUCGUGGAGCGUCUCCAGUUCCUCACCGUUACCCUGUCUGCUGAGGAGGGACGCCCCAUCGCCCCCCUGGACCUCAACUGGCUCCUGUCCCGGCUCUACCACCGUAAAUACAUGCCCUACCUGGCCCUGGCAUCACUCAGCCUGGACUCUGGACAGGACCACUCACUACAGGACGCAUUCCACAGGAUAGAACUGUUCAGCAGGAACUCGGUGCGUCUGAAUCCGCGAUGGAAAGAGGGGACGUCUCUUCUCCCCGCCCAGAUCGUGGUGUAUCUUCAGCAGGCUCUGGCCAUUGCGGAGCGCGGUGAGGACCUUAAGACCCAGAGAGACCUGUGUCUGGGCUUGGCCUGUGUGUACCAGCAACACGGCGCCCUGGUGAAGGCCCUGCCCUGUGCCCAGCAGGCUGUACAGACCGGGGCAGGUAUCAACGAGGAGGAGGGGUUCCAGGCUUCAGUACUGCUGGGAUGGUUGUUAGUCCUGACGGGACAGCCUGAGAAGGCACAGAACACCCUGCAGCCACUACUGCAGUCUCUACAGGGAACAGAUAGCCCGACCCAGAGGGGAGUGGUCCACAACCUCCUGGCUCUGUGUCUGCGGCGGCAGGGUCGCAUCCCCGAGGCCGGCAGCCACCUCCACCACGCCCUCACCAUCUCCAGGGAGAGUGGCAACCAGAGGAACCAGGCCCUGGCCCUCGCCAACCUGGGCUGCCUGGCACUGGGCGUGGGGGCACCCACACUGGCAGAACGAUUCCUAUUCAGGAUCCUCCACAGUGAGUACCUUAACCCUAACCCUCCCGCAGGAACCUCCACAGUGAGUUACCUUAACCCUAACCUCCACGCCAGGAACCUCCACAGUCAGAUGGUGGUGGCUAAAGUCCUGAGUCGUCACUAUGCUGACGUGCUGCUGUAUGGACAGAGUAUCCUCUACUAUGAGCACUGUGUGUCUGUGUCCAGGGACCUGAAGGACAAGAGACUAGAGGGAGAAUAUCUAGAGAUCCUCAGCAGCCUCUACCUCUCCCUCAAUACUGAGAAAAGGUUUAUAUAUCUGUCUGCCUCAAUACUGAGAAAUCAUCAAGGAAGUCUGGACUACAGUAAGCAGAGUCUGCGUAUCUCCAUCGACCUGGGGAAGAGAGAGGAAGAGUCAGAGACGUGGCUUCAGGUGGGACGCAUCUACUACCUCAUCCAUGAAGACGAACUGACUGACAUGUACCUACAGGCAGCGGUGAAGACAGCCCUGAGGAUGAAUGACCCUCGCUUCGCCAUGAGUAUCUACGAGGAGGCAGAGAUAUCUUCUUCAAAGGCCACAGGAACGAUGGCAUCACUGCCCUUCUACAGGGACGGCAGUCUCCCGUUUGCUCGGAGCAUCCAUGACGUCCACUCAGAGUUCAGACUGCUGAGUAAACUGACUGAACUACUGAUGACCCAGGGACAUGAAGAGGCUCUACAGUACGCCAUUCUGGCUGUACACAUACCACCGUCUGCUACAGUGUACUACAGUCUGGAGCAGUAUGAGAUGACCGAGAACUACUUCAAGUCUCUGUCUCUCAGCCUCGCUGUACUGCGAGCACCCCCUGGAGGCUAG